Carya illinoinensis is the source of this 1424-nucleotide messenger RNA. RefSeq lists its product as uncharacterized. The transcript has 7 exons. The coding region runs from base 123 to 821 and encodes 232 amino acids. The record is from RefSeq and is a predicted model, not a curated record. NCBI's taxonomy places the organism in Eukaryota, Viridiplantae, Streptophyta, Magnoliopsida, Fagales, Juglandaceae.
AUCUACAUACAUGUUUCGUGAAAGGCGAGAGAGAACAAACGGAUAAGCUCCGUUCGAGUCUUCGAGAGUUAAGAAGCCUAGGCAACUACCCAGACAGAUAACGGGUCGUAUGUUCUGUCGGUAUGGUCAUGCUAGCAACCCCUUCGUACGUUAGCGCGAAGCCCUUAACCUGCCCUCUUUCUCCCAUCGCCAAAGCCCAGAGGAAAUUGCCUCGAGUGAAGUGCGCAUUGUCACCCCCAAAAUGGCGGGAGAACAGGCGAUUGAUCUCCAUCUCCUUCGUCCUCUCCCACUUAUUCUCUAUCCCCAACUAUGCUAUCGCGGGCAGCAUUUUUGAUAAAUACGUGAAAAGGAAAAAACUAGACCCACUUGAGGUUUAUGUGCCAGCUGUCAUACUGACGCAAUCACAGAUCAAGGACCUAGAGAAAUCUCUAGAAGCUGAGCAACCCCAAUAUGCUGCUUGCCGAUCCCUACUACGCUCUGGCCCUGCGGCAUCCCUUCGUGUAAAUAUUCGAGCUGUGGCACAAUAUGCUUUGGACAAUGGCAAUGGUAACAGUGCUUCCGACAGUGUUGAUCAAUGCCUCAGAGCAUUGGAGGAACUUGAUUCCUUACUUCUGCGUGCAUCAAGAAAUGAUACAGAGGCCUCGGUUGAAUCAAUGAAGGGAAAGAUUAAUAUGGCCCUUAAUGCUCUGGAAAGCCUCCUCCAAACUGUACCUUCUGAUGUGCUUCAGAAGGGGAAGGCUGUAGCUGAUUCUUAUAUGAUUACAGAAGAUGAACGUGAGAUUUUGGACAAAGAAAUGCAGCAGUUGGAGUCAAUUUUAUGAUAUAUAUUUUUUUUUUCUUGAGGACUCAAAUUUAGGAGAUUAUGUACCACGAAUCUCUCCCGAUACAUGCAGUAAUCUCUUAACUGUUCUAUGAUCACGUAAAUUGGCAUCUAUGUAUUGGGUGCAACAGCCUUCCACAUGAUCUCUGGAUCUUGGAUAAGUAGAAUUGUAUGCUGGAUCUCCGGGGAUGAAGCAAAUGCCAGAUCAGCAUGUGGGGUAUCCUGCCAGGGCAGGCUGGGCAGCUAGUUGACUGUGGUUUUUCUUCCCUCUCUCUUUCUUAUUUGUUUUUAUUUGAAUUGAGUUCCUUGUAACAAGCUUUCCGUUAUAGUUUUUUUACUUUUUUCAAUUUGGAGCGGGUGGGGUAAUUAGAGAUUCUCAUGGUAUUGCGGGAUUUGCUCAUUGUUAUGGGUAUGCCACAAAUACCGUUGUGGAGUGCCGAGCUUUUCUUGAUGGAUUAAAGUUGCGUCAUCAAAUGGGUAUGAGAGAUUUUUCGGUAGAGUUGGAUUCAAUGGUGAUUGUCGGUUGGUUUCAUUCACGUGUAUGCAAAUUUUGGUUUUUAUGGGAUUUUUGAGAAGAAGCAUUUCAUUUAUUUCAUUUGAUGAA